AUGUCAGUGGUGAGCACCGCUCUCCAAUUUUCUCUUGUCGCAAAAAUCCUCCAAAAGGUUUGUUCGAUGCUGAACGAACCGUAUACUCUUAUUGUACUCCUUUCACUGCAGUCAUCAAACCAGUUCAAAACGGAAAAGUCGAUCUCCGAGGAGUUAAGUAUGCCACUCUCGAAGGUCAGCACAUCGCUGCAAGUCCUCAAAGAGGAGCGGUUAAUAGAGUCUGUCACGAUGACUGACCGCGUCGGCGAGAAAAAGAAGAUCAUCUCAGCGUAUUACAUCAACUACCAAUCCGCCAUCGAAAACAUCGUUUUCAAGUACUCAAAAAUAAUGAACGAACUCAACGAGUCGCGAAAGGUGGAGGAGGCGAUGUACAUCUGUAAAAACACGUGGAAAGAGACUAACAAAGACAGAAAAUGCAAUAAAAAGUACACCCAAGAAGAGGCUAUAGAGUAUAUGGAUUACGCGACAGGGAGAUUGGUGUGUGUGGAGUGCGCUUUGCCCUUGGAUAACGAUGUUGAAGAUUGUUCGAGUCAAGCUAACGCGAAGCUGAAGAACGUCACGGAACAAUUCAAAGAAGUCCGAGAGCUUUUGGAUCGAUUAAAGGAUGAGUACCAUAGUGUAGAAGACUAUCCACACUACACAUUGCCUCAUCAAGCCGAUCAACAGAACGCUCAAGGACAUGGUAAAAAGAAGCAACUCAUUGCAAGACAUCAGAAUUAUCAAAGCGGGAUCAUCUCGGGGUUUACAACAAGAAUCCUCGAUGGUCCAAUGCCUUGGGAAGAUGACGAAGAGGAAGUUGUAUUUGAUACCGUCCGCUCAUCUGUUAAACUUGGCGAUGACGACCGCGUCGACAUUUUUGGUAAUGUCGUCUUUUUGCAGAACGAAUUUAUGAAACCGGACGAAUCAUUCAACAGAACUGAAACAUCGAUUGUCCCGGGCUCUCUCCACAACUCACCUUCCAUCCCCAUGUCCUUCAAGAUGACAAAGAAGAGCAAAAAACAGAACUGCUCCAGAUCUGUUUCUGCUGUUCCUUCUCAGUUUUGA
Entamoeba invadens IP1 is the source of this 1044-nucleotide messenger RNA. RefSeq lists its product as hypothetical. Bases 1 to 1044 code for a protein of 347 amino acids. Gene Ontology annotation, cellular component: transcription factor TFIIE complex. The transcript is spliced from 2 exons. The record is from RefSeq and is a predicted model, not a curated record. NCBI's taxonomy places the organism in Eukaryota, Evosea, Mastigamoebida, Endamoebidae. Gene Ontology annotation, biological process: transcription initiation at RNA polymerase II promoter; transcription open complex formation at RNA polymerase II promoter.